ACUUGAAUGUAAACCAUUACAAUGAAAACCCAUUAAAAUCAAAUAUCACCAAACAUUAUUCUACCAGCAACAACCCCUUUUUCAUAUAUUAUUCAUAUUCAUCCCCGUCCCUGAAAAUUGAGAAUAAGAGACAACAGCUUAUCUUCAAAGCUCAACAAAGAACUCAUCAAUGGAUAUUGAACCAACUACCCCCCAAAAUUCAGAAACCCCGGAAAUUGAAAACCCACCAUUAAUUUUCACACCCCCAACUGCUUCCAUCACUCUUUCUCUCUCUUCAAUUCUCCCCACUCACUUCUUCAUCCCAACAAAAAUCACCCAACUUUUCUCACCCAAAAAUGUGAAGAUCCCACCUCAAAUCACUUCUGCUCUUUCAACAAUUUCUCUCUCCUCCUCCACUAUCUCUCCUCCAAAACCCUUCUCCAAAAAAUCAUCUUUCUCAGCUUACCCUAUUCAAAACCCUCUUUCUCUCACUCCUCGCCUACCUUCAGAACCCUCCAAUGGCGCAGUAGCGCGCAGAGCCGCCAUUGUUUGGUUCAGAAAUGACCUCAGAGUUCAUGAUAAUGAGUGUCUUACAAAUGCAAACAAUGAGUCAAUGUCUGUUCUUCCUUUAUACUGUUUUGACCCUAGAGAUUAUGGGAAAUCCUCAUCUGGGUUCGACAAAACUGGCCCGUUUCGUGCUUCUUUCUUGAUUGAAUCAGUUUCUGAUCUUAGGAAGAAUCUUAGGGAAAGAGGGUCUGAUUUAGUUGUGAGAAUUGGUAAGCCUGAGACCGUUCUUGUUGAGAUGGCUAAGAUAAUUGGGGCGGAUGCGGUGUACGUGCACCGAGAGGUGUCCAAGGAGGAGGUGAAAGCGGAGGCGAGGAUAGAGACAGCAAUGAAGGAGGAAGGAGUGGAGUUGAAGUACUUUUGGGGAAGUACAUUGUAUCAUAUGGAGGAUUUGCCCUUUAAAUUGGAGGAGAUGCCCACUAAUUAUGGCGGGUUUAGGGAGAAGGCACAAGGGUUGAAGGUUAGGGAGACUAUUGCUGCUUUGGAUCAGUUCAAAGGGUUGCCUUCUAGAGGUGAUGUGGAACCUGGAGAGAUUCCUUCUCUUGUUGAUUUGGGUCUCAACCCAAAUGCCACAUUGUCCCAGGAUGGAAAACCAGCUGCUAAUGGUUCCCUGGUGGGAGGAGAGACUGAAGCAAUGCAAAGGCUCCGGAAAUUUGCAGCUGAAUGUAAGGCACAACCACCGAAGUCCAAGGACGGCACUAACAGCAUUUAUGGUGCAAACUUCUCAUGCAAAAUUUCUCCAUGGCUAGCCAUGGGAUGCCUUUCUCCUCGUCAUAUGUUCGAUGAGCUGAAGAAAACUGCUUCUAGAACAAUAUCUGCCUCAAACCGGAAGGAUGGUGAUGAUGGAAUGAAUUGGUUGAUGUUUGAGCUCUUGUGGAGGGAUUUUUUCAGAUUUAUCACUGCGAAAUACAGUUUGGCAAAGAAACAUGUAGAUGCUACCCCAGCUACUGCUUGCACAGGUGCACUCGCUUAAAACAAGAAGUAGAAUAUCGAUGUGAUAAACUUGUGGGAGGUUUAGGUUGCUGAAAGCAGCUAAAGGUUCCUGUAGAACAAAUGGUGUUGAAUCUUCUAGGGCCAGUUUGUUCCCCCUCCCCCUUUUCUGUAAUUUUGAUCUCUGCAUAUUUUACAACAACAUAUCCCUUGUAUUCACUGUCCCUUUUUGAACUAUUGAGUGAUCUACUAAUAAGCAACAUUUCAGCUUUA
Molecule: messenger RNA, 1746 nt
Organism: Beta vulgaris subsp. vulgaris (sugar beet)
Lineage: Eukaryota; Viridiplantae; Streptophyta; Magnoliopsida; Caryophyllales; Amaranthaceae
Product: blue-light photoreceptor PHR2
Exons: 4
Coding region: 170-1516 (448 amino acids)
Biological process (GO): photoreactive repair
Molecular function (GO): FAD binding; DNA binding
Source: RefSeq, a predicted model, not a curated record